Molecule: messenger RNA, 456 nt
Organism: Boleophthalmus pectinirostris (great blue-spotted mudskipper)
Lineage: Eukaryota; Metazoa; Chordata; Actinopteri; Gobiiformes; Gobiidae
Product: DNA polymerase subunit gamma-1-like
Exons: 3
Coding region: 7-381 (124 amino acids)
Biological process (GO): mitochondrial DNA replication
Cellular component (GO): mitochondrion; gamma DNA polymerase complex
Molecular function (GO): DNA binding; DNA-directed DNA polymerase activity; 3'-5' exonuclease activity
Source: RefSeq, a predicted model, not a curated record
CACCUGAUGCUCGUAGCCAUGAAGUGGCUCUUUGAGGAACACGACAUCGAUGGUCGAUUUUGUAUCAGUAUUCAUGACGAAGUACGUUACCUGGUGAACAGUGAAGAUCGUUAUCGAGCAGCACUGGCUCUUCAAAUCACCAACCUCCUCACAAGAAGCAUCUUUGCUCAUGCACUGGGCAUGCAGGACCUGCCCCAGUCUGUGGCCUUCUUCAGUGCAGUGGACAUCGACCAGUGUUUGAGAAAAGAGGUCACCAUGGACUGUGUGACUCCGUCCAACCCCACAGGUCUAGAACGAAGAUACAACCUGCCACAAGGAGAAGCUGUGGACAUCUAUGAAAUCAUUGAAGUAACAAAAGGCUCUCUGGCAAAAGGCAAAUGAGCUUAAAUAAACAGACUUAAUUGAAACUGGUGAAAUGUGAGGCCAGUGAGACGUUCAAGCAGGAAUCCACUAGAG